Messenger RNA from Arachis ipaensis, 609 nucleotides. NCBI's taxonomy places the organism in Eukaryota, Viridiplantae, Streptophyta, Magnoliopsida, Fabales, Fabaceae. The record is from RefSeq and is a predicted model, not a curated record.
AUGUCCCUCGCAUGGACUAGGACAGCUCACAAGCUCUUUGGCCAGUGGGCUAGGUGGCCACUCCUCCCUUUUUUGUCACAUCACCUCCGGCGUCUCCAGCUCACACCUCUGUCUUCACUCCACGUCAGCUCAGGGUCUCACUCGUUCACCUUCUCAUCACCACCUGACCCGUCGAGUACCCAAGAUCGUCAGGUAACGAAUAUUGGCACCGUUUGUGGAAACCCUGUAGACAUGGAGCGACUUCCCACGUCAAAGGAGCUUCGCGAAGGAGGAGGGGCUCGCCUGAGUAGGGCGAGUUCGACGGCUCGUGCCGCCGAGCACCCGCAGUCCUCCGUCCAGCCAAACCAACUGAUAUACACUAAGACCCCCGAAAGACGUCCCUUCGGAGGGACAGAAGCCGAUAGCGCCAAGAUCAUGCAAGAACUCAGACACAGAGUACAAAACCUCGAGCAGGAGCUGGCAGCGAGAAGCCGAUCUCGCACUCGCACCCGCUCCCCCUCCCGAAAACCCGGGAGCCGAGAAAGAAGCCCAACAAAGCGCGACGAAGCGCACAUGCAGGCGACCUCUCGACCUCACCAAGACAAUACCAAGAGCCAUAGGGAGUCCUAA